Messenger RNA from Zychaea mexicana, 3848 nucleotides. RefSeq lists its product as uncharacterized. The transcript has 13 exons. Bases 121 to 3720 code for a protein of 1199 amino acids. The record is from RefSeq and is a predicted model, not a curated record. Gene Ontology annotation, biological process: phosphatidic acid biosynthetic process; cell motility; intracellular signal transduction. Gene Ontology annotation, molecular function: D-type glycerophospholipase activity; phosphatidylinositol binding. NCBI's taxonomy places the organism in Eukaryota, Fungi, Mucoromycota, Mucoromycetes, Mucorales, Lichtheimiaceae.
UCGAUUGCAUAUUUGGGUGCUGACGAGGACGAGGAUCGGUUGCCUUAUGUCGACGAUCUGAAACGCACGGAGACUACAGAUGAAGGCGAUAACUUCUUUGCUCACCCGUUUCGACAAGAUAUGGAAGACGAAGAGGAACAGCAGCCACGGCCCAUACAAGCGCCCUACGUUGCACCCAAAACUCGACUGACGCGAGUUGCGAAAUGGGAGCCAGCAGAAUCUUCCACUGAAGGCGCCUGCAGUGACAGUCAGCAACAAGAAGAGGAUUCGACACUUGCUGCUGCAGCACCUGUCCCAGCUCUAGCCGGUGAAGCGGCAGUUGAAGAGACGGAACCAACAACGCCAUCGUCACCCAGCAAGGUCGGAGGAGCGCGUGACCAGUGGGGAAAAACAGUCGAUAAGAUCAAAAUGAUUGCCAAUAUCCAAACAGUUCCCGAACAAGGUCGGGAUGUGGACAUGUCGCCAUCCUUGAAAACAUCGUUGGCGCCCUUUUAUCCGCCUGUAUUUGAGCCUUCAUUUAUUGCCUUGUCACGAGAUGAAUACGGUAGAAAAUUGCCACCCAUAAUACUCCCAAUGAUCUCGGUUGCCGUGACAGACUCUGAAUACAUGACCAGGGGCAGCCAAUGGGUCUUUCGGACCGAGCUGCAAUACGGCGACAUCAAAUGGGUGAUCCGGCGCACGAUAGCUGACUUUGUUACGCUGCAUUACACUUUGAAAUUGAAAUCCAGUCUGUCAGACUAUGUGCCUGCUCCGCCGCAGUUUCCGGACCAGCUACGCAGCUUGAUCAGCUCAGCCAGAACAACCAUUGGUUUGGAUCGCAAAGACGACGAGAAUGCAGACUUCAAUGAAGGCAACGAGACAGAGGGCGAAAAAAAGGAGAUCGCAUUGACCCGACGUGUGGCUCUAACGAUCUAUCUGCGUGCCCUGCUCUCCAAAGCACACAUGUUGGUCAGUUAUGACAUUUGUGAAUUCUUUGAAGUGUCGGCCGUGUCGAUUUUCCAGGACAUGGGGUGGAAGGGAAAAGAAGGCUUUUUGGAGAAUCGUGUCCGCAACUCGAACCCAAACAUGUGUCAUUUCUGGCAAACGCACAGGUGGAACAAGGAGUGGGUCUUGCUGCGCGACUCGUACAUUGCCUUUUGUGAUGAUAUUGCCGCGCCCGGACCAUCGGAUGUCCUGUUGUUAGAUAACACGUUCCAAGUGCGCGUCACUCAGCCGAGUUAUAUCGGCAGCUACCACAUGACGCUGUCAACGUUAUAUCGAGAGAUCGAAAUCAAGGGUAGCCGGCGUGAGGUGGAUGAAUGGAUGGACAGUAUUGAACGUGUCAAGAAGGAUAGUCCGUGGGUCAAGAACCAUCGGUUCAGUUCGUUCGCGCCCGUCAGACAUAAAGCCAAGGUCAAGUGGUUCGUUGAUGGCGAAAACCAUAUGAACGCCGUAGCAGAAGCCAUUUUAUCCGCCAAAUCGGAAAUCUAUAUUGCCGAUUGGUGGUUGACGCCCGAAUUGUAUUUGCGACGUCCACCAGAAAAGAACCAAGAAUUCCGUAUCGAUCGAUUACUCCAACGCAAAGCCAAAGAAGGCGUUAUGGUGUAUAUCAUCGUUUACAAGGAAAUGUCGUUGGCGCUUACAAUUGACUCAGCACAUACCAAGAAAUGGCUGCAAGGAUUACAUCCGAACAUCAUCGUUCAACGACAUCCCGACCGACGAGCGUUUGAUAACAACAGUUCCAUUUUUUUCUGGUCUCACCAUGAGAAACUCGUUGUGGUAGACAAUAGACUGGCAUUCAUUGGAGGUAUUGAUUUAUGCUUUGGCCGCUUUGAUACACACGCACACCGGAAUGCCGAUUACCCGGCCAAAGGUCACCAAUACAAGAUGUUCCCUGGCCAGGAUUAUUCCAGUCCUCGCGUCAAAGACUUUUCUGAUGUGGCUAAUCAUGACACAUCACUGGUGGAUCGAGAAGAAAUUCCACGUAUGCCAUGGCAUGACAUGUCGUGUGCUGUCGUGGGUCCCAUCGCUCGUGAUGCUGCACGAUUAUUUAUCCAACGAUGGAACUAUCUCAAAACUAGCAAGAGUGGCCAUCGUAAUAUCGUACCGUUCUUGAUGCCCAAAGGUGAAUAUGUGGCACUUCGUGACGAAAGUAAUUUCGAAGGAACGUGCCGUGUCCAGUUAUUGAGAAGUUGUUCGAGUUGGAGUUCUGGUAUCGAGCGAGAGCACUCGAUUUAUAACGCAUACUUGGAAUCCAUUAUUCAAGCGAAAUACUUCAUUUAUAUCGAGAACCAAUUCUUUAUCAGUGCUACUGGAGAAGAUAAGAUUGUUCGCAACAAGAUCGGCCAGGCGCUGGUGGAUCGCAUCAAGCGAGCGCACUAUAAUAAUGAAAAGUUCAAAGUAUUCAUUUUGAUUCCAUUGAUUCCUGCCUUUGAAGGUGAUUUAACAACUGGUGAUUCCCUUGGUGCUCGUGGUGUCAUGCAUUUCCAAUAUAUAUCCAUGAGCCGUGGCGGUAACUCUAUCUGCGAAAAGUUACGGGAAGAAGGCAUUGAUCCAGGACAAUACAUUGGCUGGUACAGUCUUCGUAAUUGGGAUAAGAUUGUUCCACGUAUUCCCAGAAUGAAGCGACGACAAAAGAAGCGACGAAAUGGAAACAUGUCUCCUGCGGCUCCUCCGGCUGAGGAAGGCGCACCAGGUGAAGGAGGAGAACAAAACGAUCAUCUCAAGGUGAGUAGUGGCCAUCAAGAAGAUCUGGCAUCCCUGUCAUCGAAAUCCUCUGCUGGCGGAACUAGUGAUGUGUCAGCAGGCGAGGAAGAAGAAGAGCAGCAGCUUGAAGAAGAGCAAGAUGGUCGCGAUCAUUAUGUCAGUGAGCUUGUCUAUAUUCACGACAAGCUCAUGAUCGUUGAUGAUCGUAUUGUUUUGAUUGGAUCUGCAAACAUUAACGAUCGAUCGUUGUUGGGCAACCGCGACUCUGAAAUGGCCGUCUACAUUGAAGAUACCGAAAUGAUACCCUCAUACAUGGACGGCAAAGAAUACCAGGCCGCCAAGUUUGCGCAUACGCUUCGCAUGCAGCUGUGGAAAGAGCAUUUGGGCCUUUUGGAUUUCCAUGACUGGGACGUUCUGAUGGAUCAAGAUGACGAUGAUGCUUUACAGACAUGUGCGACUGAAGGUAUUGGCUACGACACUGUCGCAGCUGGCACGGGUCAAGGAGUCGCUGUCGAAGAAGGUCUCACUGCUACAGCCAACGGUGAUGAUGGCGUCAACAACAAUAUCAAACUUGAGAACGAAUACAUUCGUGAUUGUGAACGAGACGAGGUAGCACGUAUCAUUGACCGAGUGUCGCGUACACGCAGUAUUUUCGACAAGUACCGUCAUCACAUGAAACAUGAUCAUGAUCAAGAACAUUUGAAAGAAGCACAGGCGUUGGAUCCAUUGGCGGACAGAUGUUACUAUAACAUUUGGCGCAAGACAGCCAAUGCCAAUACUCUAGUUUAUCGCGACGUGUUCCGAUGUGUGCCGGAUGAUACGGUCCGCAAUUUUGAUGAGCAUCGCAAGUUUGUGCCGGAUGCUAACCAGGUAGCCUAUGGCCAUGUGGCAGAUCCGGAACGAACGGCAGAAGAUAUCCAACAAACAUUGGAUGGUGUACGUGGUCAUUUGGUCGAGUUCCCAGUGGACUAUCUAAAGGAUGAAACGUUAUUGAAUACCUUUGAAUCCAUGGCUCCCAUGAUUAUCUUUACUUAAAUUAUGUCUUCACCCCACUACAAAGCACACUCGCACCACAACCAUAUCCCAAUUCACGACAUCUUUCUCUAUUUUCUCCAUUUGUUACAUUUCUUAAAUAUUAUAUAUACCAACUUAUCAUAUAUCAC